Messenger RNA from Numida meleagris (helmeted guineafowl), 6832 nucleotides. It is a transcript of the gene BEND3, whose product is annotated as BEN domain containing 3. Gene Ontology annotation, molecular function: DNA binding. Gene Ontology annotation, biological process: rDNA heterochromatin formation. Gene Ontology annotation, cellular component: heterochromatin. Lineage: Eukaryota; Metazoa; Chordata; Aves; Galliformes; Numididae. The record is from RefSeq and is a predicted model, not a curated record. Bases 1706 to 4216 code for a protein of 836 amino acids. The transcript has 4 exons.
CAGAAACAGGGAACAGGACCUCAAACCCUUUAUUAUCUGAUAAGUCUCUUAACUAAUUCAUUAAACUAUCGUUGGUUGGCUUUGGGUAAACCACACUGUCGUUAUGUAGCAUUGACUUGAUCAAGUCCUGUUGCAGUGAGGCCAGCUACGUUUUCUCUUUUAAAUAACAGUAGUUCUGUGUACUCAUCUUGUAAAAUGUAGUCAAUGUUACCUCCUUACAAUAUCAGCUCUUUAGCUAGGUUACCUAAGUGUUAUAUCUUUCACUGCAUGCUGAAAGCAAGGAAGUUGCACAACUUCUUCCACUUACGCUUUUAAACACAUUCCUAGUGUUACUAGCAAACACUAUGUGUCCUAUCUUUUGACCAAAAUGUAAAUAACAAUUCACCUCUUCAGAUGUAAACAAAACUCAAGUAGAGUAGUUCUCAUUAAAGCUGUGACUUUUAUGUGUGGGGCAGUGUACCACCAUGAGGCGUUAGAAGGAAUAAACAUCUCAUAAUACACAAUGUCUAAAUAGAAUGGUGUUAUGCUGUUGGUAAUGUAAGUCUUCAGUAAUGAAGACUUGGAGACAUACCUCCAACCCACAUGGAGAUAUUAAAAUAUUUAGUACGAUCACGUGCAUUUGAGAAGCAGCAUCUACUCACUGGCCGUGCAGUAAUGAACUGAACAGUACCAUGUUUUGCAAAUAAUUGAAUUAGUGAACAGCAAACUUCUAGAAAACUGGUAACAGUAAUUAUUAAAAUGAAUAAUUAUCUUAAUAUAGUUUGUAAUCAUAAUUCUCCCGUGUUAUAAAAUCAGAAUUACGUGGAGUAUCUGUGCACUUUUGUACUGUCCUUUGUGGUUUUUACUCUAUUUUUUUUUCCCAGUUGUAAGGACUUCCACUAGGCAUGGAUGCUUAAUGAGUAACAAGUUAUUUUUUAAUUGCAAAUGAUAGAACAGUGGCAUUUUUUAAUUUUUUAAGUCAGAACAUAAAAAUGAUCAAUCUGACUUUCUGUCAGAGUAAUUGCAAGGGCAGAGAAUUGACUUGCUCUAUUACCAGCAAGAACUUUUCUCUUUGUAUUGUGUUUUUAUAAUGGUUGUAAUCAUAAGACAGUUAGAAAAAACAUACUCUGAGGCCAGCAAAUUAGUAAUUGUUAGGUAUAAAUAGGAGGAGGAGAAUGCCCAUCGUGGAACGAUUUCAAUUAGACUUAUGUUACAUUAUGUUCAUAAAAUCUUUUGUACCCGUGUGCUCUUAAUCCUUAAGGCUUUUGUCCAUAUUUCAAGUAGGCACAAUUUUGACACGUGGAUGACAUUUUUAGCUCUAUUUGCAGAAGCAGCUUCAGAGCAUCAGCUACCUGUAAAUGGACAGAGAAGCAUAAACAUUCCAAAAGUUUAUUUUUUUAAGGCACUAUUCCGUUUUCUGAACCUUGUGGCUUUGAGCUUCUCUGUUAGCAAUAGGUAUUGGCCCAUCAGCCUCUCCUCCAUCCCUGGGAAGGUGAUGGAACAGUUUAUUCUGGAUGUCAUCUCCAAGCAAGUGGAAGAGAAGCAGGUUAUCAGGAAUAGUCAGCAUGGGUUCCCCAAGGGGCGAUGAUGCUUGACCAAUCAGGUAGCCUUCUGUGAUGUCAUCAGUGGCUGAGUAGAUGUGGAGAGAGCGGUGAAUGUUGUGUACCUUGGCUUCAGGAAGGCUUUUGAUACUGUCUUCCAUAACAUCCCCAUAGUGAGAUAGAAGAUGAAUUCAGCUGAAAUCACUGAUGACGAUGAAGUAAAAAUUCCUAAAAAAAAUAUUGUGAAAGUAGAAACAGAGAAUGAAGAUGAAGCUCUAGACUGCUCGGUAACAUCCAGAUCUUCUGAGAAACACUCAGUGGAUGGCGCAGUUACUUGCCUACAGGAUUCCAACAAACGGAAACAGACCUCACUUGGUUGUGAUGGUUCAGGGAGCCAGCAAGAUGUCUUACCCAGUGUGAAGAAAAGACGCUUUACACAAGAGGGCCCCAAUUCAAACAUGAAGAACAGAGAUACUGGCUCACCCACUCAGGUAAAUGCAGAGCAGCCAAGCAAGAACAAGAAUCCUAAUAUAACAUGGCUCUGUGAGGAAGAACCCUUCGGCGACAUAACCACUUCGUCUUACAAGAAGCCCCUUUAUGGCAUCUCACACAAAAUUACAGAGAAGAAGAAUGCACCAGGAACAGAGCAGUUUGCCUCUUAUGACUUGUAUGAAAAAAUCAGCCCCAGCAGUCCCUCGCAUCUUCGGACUUUGAAUGACCAGCGCAAAAGGGACUCUGCUGUGGCCCUCGCUGCGGCAGCUGCCGCUGUAGAGUCUGACCCAAAUAUAUAUUCUUUGAUACAGAAAAUGUUCUUCACGCUUAACACUCUCAGUUCCAAUAUGACCCAGCUUCACAAUAAGGUUGACCUGCUGUCUCUGGAGGUGAGCAGAAUUAAAAAGCAAGUCAGUCCAGUGGAGUGUGUGGCAGAUUUCAAGCCUCCCCCUGAGUACACGCUGACUUCUGCAGAGCUCAAACAACUCAUGGAUCAAAGCACGUCAGGUGGAGACCUUGCCUGCCGGUUACUGGUACAGCUCUUCCCAGAGCUCUUCAGCGACGACGAGUUCAACAGGAACUGCAGUGCAUGUGGCUUUCCUAACAAGAGGAAGCUGGAGUCUCUCCAUCUGCAGUUUAUCCGUAGCUAUGUGGAAGUCUGUUAUCCUUCUGUGAAGAGUACAGCUGUGUGGCAGGUGGAGUGUUUGCCUCAACUCAACGAUUUUUUCAAUAGAUUUUGGGCUCAAAGGGAAUUGGAAAAUAAUCCACAGAAUGUGCAAUCAUCCAGUUUUUAUGAGACUGAACAGGUGGAUUCCUCUCAUUUUCUUGAGGAUAAAGAGCAAGAAGAAGCUUUGUCCUUGGACAGGAGUAAUGCCAUUGCCUCAGACUACAUUCUAGAUGCUCAGGAUCUCAAUGAAUUUUUAGAUGAAGCUUCUUCUCCGGGGGAAUUUUGUGUUUUUUUGUUACAUAGAUUGUUUCCAGAACUCUUUGACCACAGAAAAUUAGCUGACAGGUACAGCUGCUAUGGGGACUCUGGGAAGCAACUGCUGGAUCCUCAUCGGCUUCAGAUAAUCCGUAGGUACACUGAAAUUUACUUUCCAGAUGUACAAGAAGAGGAAGCCUGGUUGCAGCAAUGCGUUCAGCGAAUAAAUGAAGAACUUGAAAAUGUGUAUAUGGAUGGAAGUGAAUGUGAUCAGUUGAGAGAUGACUGUUACGAUUCUUCUAGUUUACCAGAUGAUGUAUCCAUCAUAAAAGUGGAAGACAGUUUUGAAUAUGAAAAACCAGGUAGACGCUCAAAAAAAAUAUGGCUUGUGCCCAUUGACUUUGACAAACUUGACUUUCCCCCUCCUGAUUUUGAUGUCCCUGUUCCCGAUUACCUAUUGAACAAAGAGCAGAUUAAAAACAUAUAUGAAAGCAGUCUUUCCAUAGGCAACUUUGCCUCUCGGCUGCUUGUUCUCUUGUUUCCUGAGCUGUUUACUCAUGAAAACUUACGGAAGCAAUACAACUGUAGUGGGUCUUUGGGCAAGAAGCAGCUUGAUCCCACUAGGAUUAAGUUAAUUCGGCAUUAUGUGCAGAUACUGUACCCAAGGGCAAAGAAUGACAGAGUGUGGAUGUUGGAGUUUGUUGGGAAGCUUGACGAGAGGUGUCGGCGAAGGGACACGGAGCAGCGGCGCUCGUACCAGCAGCAGCGGAAGGUCCACAUGCCGGGGCCCGAGAGGAGGGAGUUCCUCAGCUAUGCAAUAAACCCCGAAAGGUUUCGAGAGGAGUUUGAAGGGCCACCACUGCCACCCGAAAGGAGCAGCAAGGAUUUUUGCAAGAUACCACUCGAUGAACUCGUUAUUCCUAACCCAGACUUCCCUGUGCCUUCUCCGUAUUUGCUGACUGACAAGGAGGUGAGAGAGAUCGUGCAGCAGAGCCUUUCUGUCGGAAACUUCGCCGCCAGGCUUCUCGUAAGACUCUUCCCAGAACUCUUUACUCCCGAAAAUCUCAGACUGCAAUACAACCAUUCAGGUGCUUGUAACAAAAAACAGCUGGAUCCCAUCAGACUGAGACUGAUCCGUCAUUACGUGGAAGCGGUUUACCCCGUGGAGAAAAUGGAAGAAGUAUGGCAUUAUGAAUGUAUACCGAGCAUUGAUGAAAGAUGCCGGCGUCCUAACAGAAAAAAGUGUGACAUACUGAAAAAAGCAAAGAAAGCAAAGAAGUGACGGGAUCUUUGAAUUCCUAAGACUUUGACCACUAAAUUAUUGUCAGGAUUAUGCUUUGUUUUAGACUGAGGGGCCUGUCAAGCUGGGGCUGCUCAGCAUCUGGGAGAACUAGGCACUGAGUUUGUUGCAUUUUAAUGUGUGCGUUGCAUCUAUGUGGGCACUGCAGCAGUGGGAAGUGGCUUACUAGGUUUGUACGUGAGUAAAGAUCCUAAGUCAUUGGUGGCAGAGCUCUUAGGGACUCAUUAAGAGCAUGGCUUUCACUGGUGCAAGUACAUGUAUUGAAACUGUAUUAUGCCACUCCCCAUUUCUGCAUCUUCCUUUUUUAUCACUUUUUAAUAAUAAAGAUUUUUUUUUUUUAAUGUGGUGCUCUUCAGGGGCAGUAUUUCAUUUCACCCUUAUACACAAUCAUGUUAGUUCAUUUGGAGUUUGAAAUUGAAACUUCAUCAAAGUCUACAAAACUAAUGCUUUUUUGAAGUGCCAUAUUCAUUGGGACGUCUGACUUUGCUUCUACAGUAAUAGCAACUUUAAUGUGUUUUGUUCUUAUUGAUACUGAGAUACUGAAAAUAGUAACACCAUGUCCAAGAAUGGGUCAGAGUGGUGUAAUUUCCAUUUUUGACUGUUACUUAUGUUUUGUUUCUAAAAAUUCUAAGAAUUGAACUAUUGAAGAGUUGAGAUGUGUGCAUAGAUAUGAUGUGAAUGUUUCUUUACAUUGGCACCCCAAGCUUGAUCCUGCCCCUGUGAGUUUUUUUUUUUUGCCCAGUGUCACGGUUGGCAUGACUGAGGAUGGCUUGUGCAAGUAGAGCCAGCAGCACAGACCCAAGCCUGCACCUGUGGAAUGUAUUGCCAUUGCCUGCCUGCCUGCCUGCCUCUCUGUAAAACAACAAUAACUAGAUAAGCAACAAGGACUUAAAAAACUUUUAGACCUUACUGUGUCAAAAUGAUGAUUCCAAAGGUUUCCAGUGUUAAUAUCAAAUUGCAUAAAUAAAAGGUAGCCACAAAGAUUAGUUUUGGGAUGCAAUGAAGUGCUACAGGCUCCCCACAUAUGAGCUGUGGUAAUGUAACUUGCUCUUUGCAUCAGCGUGGCACCGUCUGGAUUUUUCAGAUGUAGGGAUAUUGAGCUCGCUCACUUAGCCAAAUUGAUUUAGUGUAAUUAGUAGCUAUUUGGAGACAUAAUUGUGUAUGUGUAACUUAGGUUCAUACGGUCAAGUUUGCAUCAAUGAUACGUUCGUAUGUAACAUAGGCCACCCAGAUCCCACUGUGACUCUGCUAUAUGAUUUAUCACUGGAGAGCACAGCUUUAAAACAGCUUUCCUCUUUUUUAAUGGCAAUGUAAAUGAUGAGAGAGUGUCAGAUAUGCAUUUUUCAGUCAGUAGAGUCAGCGGUUGCGUACUGACCUUCGCUGGAACACCUCGGAGCAAUUGUUGAUGUUCUCUGUGGUCCUUUUUAAUUGUUCCUAAAUGGGUCAUAGUAUGGAAUUUGAAGUCUGUUCCAGUGUAAUUUUCUAUUUUAGCAUUUGUAAGAAAAUACAAAAUACUUGAUAUUUUUACUCCAGAUUUUUAGAAUUUAUUGUUCUUAGAGUCAUAUUGAUCCCUCCCUUUAAAAAGCAAAACAGAACAUUUUUUCCUAAUGGUGAGUACUAGCAACAGAAUUGUGUGUUAAACCAGGAGUAAAUCAUAACAGAUUUGCAUUUGCUCAUUUUCCCCAUGUGCUAGCAACAUUCUCAGAGAAUGUAUGAAGUCAUGAAUGUAUUAAACGAUACACUGAUAUGAUUUGUGUCCAUCUAAAUGUUUCCCAUUGGUUUAAAUAAUAGCAGACCAUGCACAACAUGGAUAUCGGAGCUAACAUGGCUAAAAUAAAAACAUUUUACCAAAGAUAAAGAACUGAUACCACAACGUCUGCAUCUUAUCUUUCAUUUCAGUGCAUAAAUUUAGCAAAUUGAAUGUGCCAGGAACUGAGACCUUCUCUUGUAAUUGUAUGCUACUGAGUGCCUCUGUGAAGUCUUCUACGUGCACUUGUAUGGGAGAUAUAAAAUCACAGAAAAUAUCAACAGCCUGUUGUGAAUGCCCGACCAGAUGGCAAGAAAUGCAAAGUGUGGCUUUCCUUUAUAAUUAUUUUUUUCUUAUCUUGAUAUCAUACAUGUUUUACCACUAAGUGACGUUGAAGCUCCCAAAAGAAGCCGAUAACAUUAAACUUUUGUACCGCUGACAGGUGUCACUAGCUAGCAUGCGAAUUUAAGACGUACUGGCUUUGACUGUAGAUGUUGUAAUUUUGCAGUAUCUCCUGAUACGUCAGAAAUCAGUCUGUUUAUCUUACAUACUGAUCAGUGAAAAAGCAAUUUUCAGCUUUUAAAAUGGCAUUUUCAAAAGUGGGUACAGAAAGAUCCUCGCUGUUUUUUCUCUUAACUUAUGUCUAAUUGCUGUGUACAUUCCUUUUGUCUCACUGUUCCCAAUCUUUCAUGAUUUGUUUGAUUGUAUGCUUUGUGAAGAAAAUAGAGACAUCCGAAUAGUGACACGGGGUCACAAAACAAAAAGCUCCUGCAGUGCAUCCGAAGUACAGCCACUUCAUCCAGUCGGUCUGUCCUGUAAAUAAAUUAAAGGUAUAUUAUUUUCAUACAAGA